Trichomonas vaginalis G3 is the source of this 651-nucleotide messenger RNA. RefSeq lists its product as uncharacterized. The record is from RefSeq and is a predicted model, not a curated record. Bases 1 to 651 code for a protein of 216 amino acids. NCBI's taxonomy places the organism in Eukaryota, Parabasalia, Trichomonadida, Trichomonadidae. The transcript has a single exon.
AUGGCAUUUUCUCAAUUUGUUAAACAAGAAUCUUCCAAUAAAAACUACGCAUUUGAAGUUUCAGUUUCUAAAUGCUAUGCAAGGGAAUCAAAAGGAACUCGAACUUAUGAUAUAUCCUAUGGUGAUCUCCAUUUUGAGAAUAAUAAUAUCACAAACAACAAAUGUGGUGAAAAGUCAUCAAUAUCUAGUAGCAAUUCAGGAAGUUCAUGGAUUUGUAAUUUCUCCACAUUUAGAGGAAACAACCAAACAGGAAGUAUGUCACUUUCAUUAUAUAGUUCCUCUAACUCAUUUCUUCAGACGUUUUCGUAUUGCAAUGUUAUAGGAAACAAAUGUGGUGUAGACAAUAAUCAAGUUCUCUUUUGGUGUUGGUAUAGAACUAAUGUCGAUCACAGUAUUUUUCGAAAUAAUACUGCGGUUUACAUUUUUGAGCACGCCGGUGGAAGUGACACAUUGACUAUUUCAAGUUCAUAUGCUGAAGCAAUGCCAACGUUAGGAUCCGUUGAAUUUGCUGAUAAAAAAGAUAAUUUCGAUUUUAAUAAUUUUUCCCAUUUUGAUCUAAGAAAAUGCCCAACAAAUCCCAAGAAAAUCUCGAAAGAACUAUCAAAUCUUACCAAAAUGGCAAAAACUUAUGCAGCAGAGCUCAUUUCGUGA